UUAAUUUCAUUUUUAGGUUCGACCAUUAAAGGCGCCAUCGCGAUUUUGAAUUGCAUUUUGGCGCGUCAAUUAUGCUUUGAGGAUCCCUCAUGCUCGGCCAUUUUGGAAAUUAUUCCCCGCGUCUGCGGACCCAUACCAGUGUCCUGCAGCACGGUCACGGUAACUAAAUGCCAAGCGGCACUUCGCACGUUGCAGGCGUUUCAAUUCUUUCGUCCCACCUGCCUGUGCAAGGAGCCUGGCAUGGAUCCCGAUUGCAAUCAUUUUCGGGAUUUUCUAUUCGAUCAUCCUUGCGGAUUUGUGCUCAAGAAAGCCGAAAAGGAUCCCUAUCCGAUUGAUGCUCUUCCCACGUGCAAUCAUGCGCUGUCCGUGUGCCAGCAGGAACGCAAAUGCCUAAAGCUCUUUGAGGAUUUCAAGACGCACUGCAAAGUGCGCGACAAUAAGUGCAAAAUGGAAAACAGGGAUGCCUGUCAUGAUGCCUGGACUAAUCUACGCCUAUCGCCCAUGUUCGGCUGUAUUUGCCCAAAUAAUCAUAUGAAAAAGCGCUGUGAUCGUAUUUUUAAUAUUGUUAAUCACAAUCCGUGUGUGGAUAGAAUAAUAUUUUUCCCCAACGGUUUGCCAAAGCUGAAACCAAAGCCGAAAACGAAGCCGACGCGCAAACAGAAACAAAAGCACGGACCACGCAUCGGCCACGCCCUUAAUGGUACCGAGCUCUUGUCGAACAACAUCGAGUACCAGUACCAUGACGAGCCAAACAACGGGCACAGAAUGGGCCAGGAGAGUCAGUUGGCCGAGGAGGGAGAAGAGGAUCUGGCGGAAGAUGAUGAGGAUUCGGAUGAUGAUGACUAUGAUGAUCGCAUACGCGCUGAAAUUUAUUCCAACUAUCCGCAUUAUCUGCACCCACCCUCGUGGGGCAUUAACAAUCCGUUGGUGCUGGCCUCGCACAGUCCGCAUACCUCGGAGGACGACGACGUGGUCGUCGAAGUGCCCACCACUACACGACAUGGCCACAAGAAGCAGCCAUUGGAUGAGAUGGAGCGCAGUGUUGUGGACGAUGUUGUGGUGGUAGUUGAUGCUGGUCCUGGGCCGCAUCAGCACACGCACACGCGGCCACACACGCACACCUACUAUGCCCAUGGCAUGGAGCCGUCGACCACCGUGGGAACCAUUGGAUCCAUUGGAUCCUCUUCGAGUUCGCCUAACACUGGCACCAACACCCACAAUACUGCACAUCUUGGCGAUUUAGUCGCCGGUAGCGAUAUAACCCACCGCACCCACUCCGCGGGCACCAUGGAAGAGAGAGGUGGUCAGGAUGUUGAAGUUGACCUCUCAACGGAAAUAAUCAAGCAACACUUUCAGAGUACCUGCCACACAGCACUGGAUACCUGCCGGGAGGAUCCAGCCUGCUCAUCAUCGCUGCAGCCAAUGUUGAUGCACUGUGAGCUGCAUCGCUGCAAUCGCAAUGCGUGCAUGACAUCAUUGCAGUCCUUCUACAAAGGGCCGCACGAGGACUUGAAUCUGGACAUUGCCUUUUGUCUAUGCAAAAAAGCCACCAGCAACAACAACAACAGUCCGAGCCAGCAGAACGCAAAUCGGCCCGACAUGUGCAUGAUUGCACAGGAAAAACUGCAUCCCGUCUGCGCACAGAGACCGCCCGAUAACAAUAAUCCAGCCAGCUCCAAUGGCAUUUACUACCAUCCGCCGCCUGCGUGCCAUGUGGUUGCCGACAGCUGCAAAGAGGAUCGCGAAUGCAGGCUCAAGCUAGAGUAUUAUGAGCAGGCCUGUGCCGUGGACAGCGUGACCAAGAAGUGUGCCGGCCGUCCCAGUGGCUGUCGCACCGCAAUGAUUGGCAUACUGGGCACCAUGCUGCGCACCACAUGUGCCUGCCAAGGCACAGAUCCACAGCACCUCUAUCAGUGCGUUGGCUGGCGUCGCCUGCUCUGGAUGAAUCCCUGCGUGGUUGAGGCGCAAAAGGACUUUCAUAUGAAGCGGCUGGCUGAGUUGGGCUUCCUAACCACAACCACAACGACGACAACUACCACGACAACCACGACGACAACGACACGCGCACCACCACCACCACCGCCACCACCACCGACCACGCCAACAACUACGACCAGCUUGCAGCCGAAGCAAACUCCAAGAAAGCCGGCAACGCAUAUCUUUAAGGCAAAGGAGAAAUCGGAGCCAGCAUCGGUGGAACACAAUUAUCUCGAUCCGCCCGAUUCGGUGCCGUUGCACAGCGGAAACGAUGCCAGCGGAAACGGCGGAAAUGACGAUUAUCAUGGCGGCAAUGAACACGACAAUAAUCAUGGCAAGGGGCAUGCACAUGGACACGGGCAUGGCAAUGGCAAUGCCAACGGCAAUGCCAACGGCAACGGAAAUGGCAAGGGCGACCACCGGCGGCAGGGCAAGAAGAAUGGAAAUGCCCAAAACGCUGGCCUUGGCAGGCAGGGCGUAGAUUUCGAUGAUCCGGUAAUUUUUGUUGACCAAAUGGAAACAACAGAGCUUGUGCACAGCAUCAGCCACACAGAGCCGACAACCACAACGACCACAACAAUGGCGACCACAACAACAACGCAGCCGCCAAGAAACUGUGUGGUGCAACGACCCCAUCAAAGCGAUCAACUCAUUCGCGAGGGCAGCAGCAAGCGGAUCUACUCGUUGGACGACGCUGAAUGCAGCGAACUGUGCAGCUGUGGCGACUCGCUAACCCUCACCUGUCACGCCCUCUGCGUACCCUUUGCACCUUGUCGCACCGCUCUGGCGUUCUACAGUCACGCCUCGCCGGCUUAUCAGGCGUUCCGCGGCCGUUGCCUCUGCUACUCGGGACGUUUCAUCUGCAUGAAGCCACCGCUUGGGGAUUACAUUCUGCCAGGUGGCGUCUUCUUGCUGCUGGGCUACAGCGCCGCCGAUGAGGCGCUGCUGCGACCUCACACCAAUCUGGGGGUGCAGGAUGCGGUGCGUGCCCUGCAACAAUACGUGACAACCUACAUCAACAAUCAGACGCAUUGCACAUUGACGCUGUUCAACAUGACCGAGGAGAACAUCAUCAUAGCUGCGCGGCUGCCGCAUGAUGGCAAGCUAAAGGACAUCGAGCUGUUGCGCCGUGAAAAGGACGAAUGCACCGCGAUACUGAAGACCAUCAGUCAUCAUAUCAACACCGAGCACAAUGAACUACAAUCCCACCGACUGUUGAGCAUUUUCAAAAUGUCCGAAGUCGAUGUCGUCUGGCCGGAAAGCACGAGCGCGGCUCGCAGUGGCCAGACAGGAGCCAGCCGCCUGCUCUCCCUGCUGUUGCUCUCGUUGGCACUAACCGUCCGUGGCACGCUCCGUAUGAGCAAUGCGCGCAGCUGGCGAGCUGACGCAACAUGACACGGCAGUUGAAGCAGCAGUGUUCACUAACUGCAAGUAGUUUAAUUGUAAGCUGGUGUAAGGGGUGGGGUCAAAUACGAUACUACACUAGCAAAUAUAUAUAUAUAUAUAAAUUUAUAUAUAUAUAUUUAUAAGCAUAUAGAGAGUACUACAUAGAAACAAGAAUGGGUGUGUAAGAGAUAUCUAGAUGUGUAUGUAGCUACAGAAAAAACCUAUACGAGCAUAAUACUCGAAUAUUCAGCAGCAUUAAAUGUGAGUUAGUCUAGAGUUAAGCGUCUACAUAUAUGAUAUAAACAAUUAGCAAAAUGUGUUGUAUACUUUUAGGGGCUAGCAGAUAUUUUUGGCUCUUUGUUGUUAACUUGAAGAUGCAGUCUUACUUUUUGAUACGUACUUACACGACAUGUGAGGCAUUAAGUAAUUGAUACACCAUUCGACUAACGAUAACGAUUAACUUUACAUACUCAUAAAAGUGAAGGAAAGAAACUGCUGUCUAAAUAAUAAUUAUCUUAAAAUAAUGGAAAAAUAUCUACAAUUUACUAAAGAUAGCCGUACCCAUAGCGUUUAAAGUAAAUAUAUUUACAUAUGAUAAAGAAAAACAUCUGAAAGAAACGUGUAUAUAGACUUGGUAAGUGCUUAAGGUUUAUAUUUACAUAUAUUCUUACAUAUGUAUAUGGAGACCAUACACGUAGCUAGUGUUUUUUACGAUUAAAGGCAUAUUAACUUACUUUCAUCCAAUAUUCAUUAUCAUCGCCACACCACACAGCCCAGCGUUAAUUGCACUUUUUUUACAGUAAAUGCCCCAUUAUUGUUUUAUUGUUGACACAAUUAAACACAAGAACAAAAUGUGGCCAGCGGCAGCCUGCAGUCCAAAUACCCUUACAGAAAUCGCUACACCCUUAAAAUAUUUGAUUUCAUUCAAAUGUUUUUUGACAUAACAUUUAAAUUUCAAUCAAAAUAUUUGUUAGCAUUAUUUUUUGAAGAUUCUUAUUGUCGCAUCUUUAUAAAUCACUUUUUCGGCAGUCCUCCAAACUUCAUGUUAGCAUACGGGAGGCAUCUUCUGCAAGGGUAUACAAAAUGAAUGGCUUAAGCCAUAUUAAAAUUUUAUUAUAUUUUUUGAGGUGCGAACAUCUACUGCACACAUAUUGCUUUCGCUUCUGAUAAUUAAAUUUGCCCAUGUGAAAUAUAAUUGUUAAUUUAUUUCAAAGUUUUUCACACAAUUUCCAGCUGUUCGAGGCGCGAAUUAUCAAUUAUAUUUUGCAUGGACGAGCACUUAAAUUCUGGCGGUUUUCGGGCUUUCUUAUUACAGAUUUAAUAUGUUCUUUUGAGCUUUACUUUUCUUACUCUCGAUUGAACUGUCUUCAUUUUAAAAGGUUUCACAUCAUGCAGCCCCUGAUUUGCUCUUCCCCAAAAUGCUGUAAAUAAAUUGGGAAUAUAUUACGUUUUAUCAAAUACUAACAGUACAUAUCAAAGUGAACACCUAAAUAUACACAGAAUACCGUAUUAACUAACCCUUUGUACAUACCUCUAUAUACAUAUGUACAUGCAAAUAUACACAACGAUAUACAAAAGUAUGAAAAACAAACUAGCAUCAACUAUGGAUAACAGAAAAAUAAGAAUAAAAAAGUAAAAUACAAAUAUUACAAUCUACCCAACAGCAGUAAAAAGACAGUAAUUGUACAUUGAAUCAAACUUCAGUUGCACCUUAAAUAAGGUAUGUAAGAACUACUAGGCAUUGUAAAUAUAGGAAAAAGGAAAUACUUAAAUUCUAUGAAUAUUAAUUGAGUGUUUUCGUUAUGUGACACUCAGACUCCCAAACACACACCAACACACUUUAAGCCUAAGCUUGACCAUUUGAUAAAGAUGUUAAGCAAACUUCGCACACACACACACACGAACACACGCAUGUCUGAUGAGUGUUAAGGUGUCAAGUGUAGAGUGUAAAGUGCGCUGAAGAAAUGGUCACAAUCAUGAAAAAAUGUCUUCCUUAAUGCAUAUACAUGACGAUAUGUGUUACAUAUUCAUAUUUAUAUAUAUAUACAUAGUACAUGCUAACUUGAUAUACCUAAAUAUACUCGUAUACCUAUUAUAAUAUACGUUAUAACGCUAUUGGUGCACCCUGGCCUACGCUUCAGUUAGUGAAUACUAGUCAAAAGAAAAAGAGUUAUGCCACCCAAAAAUGGCUAAUUCAUAUAAUUACGAUUAUCGAUUAACUUGCAAAUUAUACCACUGUUGACACUAUUAUAGCAAACAUUAAAUACCUAAAAGCAGCAAAAAUAAACGAAAAUGAAUAAAUACGUAUACAUAGUACUUUACGAUACAUAUGAGAGAAUUAUAUCCUCCAAGUAAAUAUACAAAUAUACCUAAAUAUAUAUACAUGCAUAAAUAUACCACUUAUGUACUUAAUUACAUACACAACUUAUGUUCGAGCAUUGAGCAUUGCAAUGCACUUGAAUAGUUCCCUAGGCCACCAAAAUGCAAGCGACCUUUAAUGGAGAGAACCUGCUUAUAGAACAGCUUGUAGCUACUUAAUAUUAGACGAAUUUAAAGAGAGAUAUUAAUCCAAAAGUAAAAGCCGUUGUCAGACCGUUUUCGCAUAAGUAUUGUAAGUACCUGCAAUCUAAAUGGGAGACCAUAUAUUAUCCAAAAUGAAAACCCCUCUUCGAUUGUAUAAGGACCUUUCCGGGAAUACUUACGCAACUAAUCUGCAUUGCAGCAUCUGAUAUCUGCAUAUAUGUAAAUCUAACCGCUCUAACCAUUCGAUUUUUGUUUAUGUCCCUUUUAUUUUGUCAUUGUGCUCUCGGGGCAGCACAGCACGAGGCGCAGCUACAAUGUAAAGUACCGUUAAAAAGACAAAAGAAAAGAAAAAUGAAAAAGGAAAAGUCAAGAAAACUGCAACUAGAUCUAUACUGUUAAGGGAGAAACUACAUAGAAAAUGUAGCAGAAACCUAUGUUAAAUGAUAGCAAAAAAAAAUUAAAAAAAAAAAGAUAAAUAAAAAUGGGGAAAAUAACAUAAAAUAUGCAUGAGGAAUAUCAAAUAAGUUGAGGAAUUCAAGUUAAGCCUAGCGACAGCAAACUAAACGGAACACAAUAUAGAAAAUAGAGAAAUAUGCUAUGGUAUGUACUUAAGUAAGAGAUAGAUGUAUUACUAUGUCGAGGGCUUUACAUAAAACUAUGUAAGCAAAAGUCCAUGAAGCAACCAGCAGCUGCAACCAGGUAGACGAGGGUCGUGGCACAUUUAUAAUGAAUAAUGAAAAAAAGCAU
Drosophila novamexicana is the source of this 6633-nucleotide messenger RNA. RefSeq lists its product as uncharacterized. Lineage: Eukaryota; Metazoa; Arthropoda; Insecta; Diptera; Drosophilidae. The transcript is spliced from 17 exons. Gene Ontology annotation, biological process: nervous system development. Gene Ontology annotation, molecular function: signaling receptor activity. The record is from RefSeq and is a predicted model, not a curated record. Gene Ontology annotation, cellular component: signaling receptor complex; external side of plasma membrane. The annotation marks the transcript as partial.